This is a messenger RNA of Phaeodactylum tricornutum CCAP 1055/1, 2282 nucleotides long. RefSeq lists its product with no specific name. The coding region runs from base 127 to 2214 and encodes 695 amino acids. Lineage: Eukaryota; Bacillariophyta; Bacillariophyceae; Surirellales; Neidiaceae. Gene Ontology annotation, biological process: formaldehyde catabolic process. Gene Ontology annotation, molecular function: zinc ion binding; S-formylglutathione hydrolase activity; S-(hydroxymethyl)glutathione dehydrogenase [NAD(P)+] activity. The transcript has 5 exons. The record is from RefSeq and is a predicted model, not a curated record. Gene Ontology annotation, cellular component: cytosol.
CGACUCCAUCUGAAGUCCAUAAUACUAGCGGUCCUCUGUUUCAGUAUUGUAAAAGCGUUUCUUGAACCAACAAACUUCUUAACAACUCGAAAGAAACCGAGCAGAACCACAACGUCCUCUUUCAAAAUGUCCAACAAAAAGUUCGAGAUCGAGAUACUCUCCACGACGGCAGUCACUACCAAAGGUGGUCUGUUGCAUCGAGUCAAGCACAAGUCGUCGUCCACCAACACUGAUAUGAUUUUUGCCAUUUUUCUGCCUUCCGUUUACAAGAUUGGCACGAACAAAGCACCACUUCCUGCGAUCUAUUGGCUAAGCGGCCUGACAUGCACAGAUCAAAACUUUUGCCAAAAGGCUGGUGGUAGCGCCUUUGCGAGAGCCGAGGAGGAAGGCAUCGCUAUGAUCAUGCCAGAUACGUCUCCCCGUGGGGAAGACAUUCCAUCCGAUGACAGUUACGAUCUAGGGACUGGAGGUGGCUUCUAUGUAGAUGCCACGAACGCCCCUUGGGAUGCCAACUACAAUAUGGAAUCGUAUAUUUCCAAGGAGUUGCCCGCUCUGGUGGAAUCUGAAUGGGGAGUUGGCGCCAAUGGAGUGCGUUCGAUAUGCGGUCAUUCGAUGGGAGGACACGGCGCUCUCACGCUGGCGUUGAAAGCUCCUGCUGGAUCAUGGGCGUCUGUUUCAGCUUUUUCUCCCAUUUGCCAUCCCACUGCCUGCCCUUGGGGUGAAAAAGCCUUCAAAAACUAUUUCGGAUCGGUCGAUGCAGGCAAACCUCACGAUGCUACUUUGCUUCUAAAAAAUAGUGGGACAGGUUCCAUUUUUGACGAUAUUCUAAUAGAUGAGGGCACAAACGACGAAUUUCGCGAUGCGGGGCAGCUUUUAGUGGAAGAUUUUGAGAAGGCUGCCGAAGAAGUUGGCCAAAAGUUAACGGUUCGUCGGCAAGACGGACACGACCAUUCGUACCAUUUUAUUGCCGCCUUUAUUGUGGACCAUAUCGGGUUCCAUGCCAGUCGGCUCCGAAAAGCUGCUGGUAAAGCAGAACUUCGGAUGGUUGAAAGGGAGGCUGGUAAUCUUAGUGAAAUGGUGGGUAAACCAAUCAAAUGCAAAGCAAUGGUUGCUCGGGCUGCCAAGGAACCGUUAACUAUGGAGGAGAUAACAGUGGAUCCACCGAAAGCAGGCGAAGUACGCGUCAAGGUGGUGGCGAAUGCAUUGUGCCAUACAGACACCUACACACUAGAGGGAAAAGACCCAGAAGGUCUAUUCCCCUGUAUCCUUGGUCACGAAGCUGGAUGCAUCGUCGAAUCCGUCGGAGAAGGUGUAACCACUGUUAAACCUGGCGACCAUGUCAUUCCAUGCUACACGCCGCAGUGUGCGGAGAGCUCAUGCAUCUUCUGUCAAAGUCCUAAAACUAACCUUUGCCCAUCUAUCCGUGGGACCCAAGGGAAAGGCGUCAUGCCCGAUAAUACGGUUCGCUUCAAGGAUAAAAACGGAAAUCCUAUUUACCACUUCAUGGGAUGCAGUACUAUGUCGGAAUAUACAGUCCUUUCCGAGAUCUCUUGCGCCAAGAUUGCUCCUGAAGCGCCUUUGGAAAAGAUGUGCCUAUUUGGUUGCGGAGUUUCAACUGGCCUUGGAGCUGUUCUCAACACUUGCAAGGUCGAGCCCAACUCGUCAGUCGCUGUUUUCGGACUUGGUGCUGUCGGGUUGGCUGUUGUUCAAGCUGCGAAAAUGGUUGGCGCUAGUCGCAUCAUUGCUGUAGAUAUCAACGCAUCCAAAUUCCAGGCGGCAGUAGACCUUGGAGCCACCGAUUGUGUCAAUAGCGCCGAGCUGGACAAGCCUGUUCAGCAGUAUAUUGCAGGCGAUUUAACCCAGUGGGGUGUUGACUACACUUUUGACUGUACGGGAAACACUUCAGUCAUGCGUGCUGCGUUAGAAUGUGCUCAUCGUGGCUGGGGCACUUCUUGCGUUAUCGGAGUGGCUGCCUCUGGCCAUGAAAUUUCAACUCGUCCAUUCCAGCUCGUAACUGGUCGCAUCUGGAAAGGCACUGCAUUUGGAGGCUACAAAAGUCGAACCGAUGUCCCAAAAUUGGUUCGACAGCAUCUGGAUGGGAACUUACCGAUCGACCAUUUUAUUACGCAUGUUUUCCAUGGGGUUGAAAAAACCAACGAUGCCAUCAAUGCUAUGCAUGCUGGCAAUUGUCUUCGUGCCGUCGUUCACUACUAACUGUAAGUUCACUCUGACAAAGGACACACAGUGAAGAAAUACUUACAUAGUUUACAGUUAGCACUAUC